Molecule: messenger RNA, 3323 nt
Organism: Penaeus vannamei (Pacific white shrimp)
Lineage: Eukaryota; Metazoa; Arthropoda; Malacostraca; Decapoda; Penaeidae
Product: ATP-dependent RNA helicase DHX30
Cellular component (GO): intracellular anatomical structure; nucleus
Molecular function (GO): ATP binding; helicase activity; RNA binding
Source: RefSeq, a predicted model, not a curated record
GUAUGAGCAGUCAGUAUCAGCAGUCGGGCGAGUGAACAACCAGCUGGUGUUUCAGUGUUCUUCCAAAAUAAAGUGGCCCAGACCCUUGACUUUUCAGGGAUAUGGAUUUAGCAAGAAAAAUGCUGAAUUGGUAGCCAUGCUUAAGAUUUUGGAGAUGCUACAUGAAGAGAAAUAUAUUGGUGAAAAUGGCUAUCCAAUAACAAUUUCAUCAGAAGAGCAGGAAAAGAUAAGAAAAGAGUGGAACUCUCCAGUGUCAAUAAGAUUACCAGUAUCCUUAAUGGAAGAAGGAUUUAGUAUUAUACAAAAUUUCCACGAGGAGAUAAAGCCACAGAUGGACAUGAAGACUGACCCAACAGCUGUCAUCACAGCUGGCUUAACAGAAGAGUCUGAUGAUGAAUUUGGAGUAGAAAGAGCCACAGAGGAUAUUGAUGAAGAUGAUUCAUUUUGCUGGGAGGAAGAUAAAGAAAAUAAUUACAUUCUGGACAUGUUCACUGGACGUCAGUACAUUGAGCCAUCCAGAGAGGAAAAUAUUCACCGAAGCCAGAAAAUGCUUCAGCUUCUUCAGGCAAGAGAGAUGUCAAAGGGUACACAGCCUCAGGCAUCCCUUCCUAUGUCACAUUACAGGGAUGCCCUGCAAACUGCAUUGGACAAGAGCAGAGUAGUUGUCAUUGCUGGAGACACAGGAUGUGGCAAGAGUACACAGGUUCCACAGAUGAUUAUAGAUGAUUGGAUUAGGAAGGGCAAUGGUGCUAAUUGCAAUAUCUUAGUCACUCAACCACGGCGUAUAUCUGCAAUAUCUCUUGCUAAACGAGUUGCAAAGGAGAGAAGAGAAAAGAUAGGUGAGAGUGUAGGAUUUCAUGUCCGCUUGCAUUACCAGCGACUUCGAGAACAGGGAGGUGUUAUGUUCUGCACAACAGGUAUGCUUCUCCAGGGUCUACACUCCAAUCCAACUCUUAAGGGAGUAUCGCAUGUGAUAGUGGAUGAAGUUCAUGAACGCUCAGUACAGACAGAUUUGCUUCUUAUAAUACUGCGUCGUUUGUUAAGGAGCUCAGAUGACCUACGUAUUAUCUUUAUGAGUGCUUCACUAAGCACUGUACAGUUGCAGAAAUAUUUUGAGGCAGAAGAGGCAACUGUAAUUGAAGUCCCUGGAACACUGUAUCCUCUCACUCGCCACUAUCUUCCAUGUGCAUUAAAUGAACUUCAGAUCAACUCAAGACACUACCAGCUUGACUCACUGAUGGAACCAGGUUCACAACCCUUUAUCAACUAUGAUCUGGUUGUUGAUGUGAUUAAAUCUAUACAGAACUCCAGGCCACCUGGUGCUAUUCUGUGCUUCUUACCUGGAUGGCAGGAUAUCCGGACAGUUCAGACACGGCUAACAGAAGAGAAGGAGUUAGAAAGUAUGUUGUGGGUGCUGCCCCUUCAUUCAAGAUUGUCCUCAAGUGACCAAGAGCAGAUUUUUGAAGAAGCGGCAGAAGGUCGUCGCAAAGUUGUAUUGGCUACAAAUUUGGCUGAGACUAGCUUGACAGUCCAAGAUGUAGUAUAUGUUGUGGACACAGGUUGCCACAAAGAGCAAAGAUAUGACCCAAAGAAAAAUUUAAGCAUACUAGCUAACCACUGGAUCUCGCGCGCUAAUAGCCAGCAGCGGGCUGGAAGGGCAGGACGGGUUCAGCCAGGGGAAGUGUUCCACCUCUACUCCUCAAAGGUGCAUAUGGACAUGGGCCGCUUUCCUGUCCCUGAGAUCAUGAGGAUCCCUCUCGAGCAUGUUAUUCUCCAGUGCAAGGCACAUUGUGGAGAUGAGAAUGCUCUUAGCUUUCUCUCAGAAGGACUGAGUGUUCCAUCACGACGGCUCAUUUCCAAGGCUGUUUCCACACUUGAGGACCUAGGAAUGUUGGAAAUCCUUGAUCAAGGAGCCACAGAGAAACUCACAGCACUUGGGCGUCGUGUUGUGCACUUUUCCACUCCUCCUCAUUUAUCGAAGGCACUUGUUUAUGCUUCAGUAUUCAAGUGUCUGAAUCCGGUCCUCAAAAUUACUGCCAGUCUGACAAGUGGCCGAGACAUUUUCCUGAAUAACAUUGAGAACCGAGCAGAAACACGAGCUGUAAAAACACAAAUGAAUAACACCAGUGAUCUUUUAGCAAUAGCACGGCUGUGCUCAGCCUGGGAGGAGCUGGACCAUUAUAAAGAUAAAAUUGAUUUCUGCAAUGACAACAACCUCAACCAUCGAAGCAUCAUGUAUAAUUUAGGCAUCUCACGAGUGUAUGCAGAUCACCUAUAUGAUGGAUUUCUCCUGAAUAAGGAAGACAUCAGCUCUCCCUUUUCAUCUUGGAAUGCCUUUAGCAGUAACAACCAGCUGGUCCUGGGAGUUCUACUAGCUGGUGUUGGCCGUAUUCUGCACCUCCAGAGAGGAGUGUUGUCUAAGGGGAUCUUUCGCAGUGAUUCUUUUGUUAUCAAGACUUUAGAUAAUAAGCAGGUACACACUGGAAGUGACUGUGUGCUCCAUCAGCUCCCAAAGGACCAGGACAUGUCUUGCCACCUUCUGUGUGUCAAUCUCACUAGGGAUGAAGUUUCAAGAAGAACUAUUGCAAGAGACCUGUCUCUGUUGCAGCCUCUAACAGUGGCAAUCUUCACUGAACAAAAGCUUGUUGCAGAGGAAUCAGAAGAUGGUUGGCAGAUUAGUGUUGAUGGAAAAGAGCAGCUGUCAUUCCACCUCGAUGAAAGAACAGCUAAGUUCAUUUUCCAGCUACGGAAUAUUAUGAAAGAGACAGUGAGCUACAUAGUUGAGACCAGAGGGUUGGACAGUGAAGUGCCUCCUCCACAUGAAAUUGAAACCUUCUGUGAUACCCUUUUGAGUUUUAUUAACAAAUUGUUUGAAACCAGUCAAAACUUUAAGAAAUUCCAGAAGCUUGAAGAAAAGGAGGACUUAGGUUUCUAAAUAUUGUUUCUGUAAUAUUUCUCCAGGAUGAAGGUAAAAAUUUCAAAUUGUAAUGACCAUUCACGGUUGUAUGUGUGUAUAUAUAAAAGAAAGAUACUAUAGUCUUUUUGUAAAUUGUUGAUGUUAAUUCAAAAGUUUAGAGAAUUGUUUUGCAAUAGCAUUUACCAGAAGCUGUGAUAAGAAUGAAAAGAUAAGAACAUUCUUGGGCAUUUCCUUAUGGGAUUUAAAAAAUGAAAAUAAACAAUGUGCAUUUGUUUUUACCUAGAUUCCCAUUGUAAAUAUCGGCUGUUGUUGACAAAUCUUUUACUAGUAAUUUUUUUUUUUUUUUUUUUUUUUAUUAUUUAACUUUUUUCAAUAUAUAUAUUUUUAUAUACAUACUGUAAUAGUU